Messenger RNA from Sturnus vulgaris (Common starling), 3230 nucleotides. RefSeq names its product La ribonucleoprotein 1, translational regulator (gene LARP1). Gene Ontology annotation, molecular function: RNA cap binding. The record is from RefSeq and is a predicted model, not a curated record. NCBI's taxonomy places the organism in Eukaryota, Metazoa, Chordata, Aves, Passeriformes, Sturnidae. Gene Ontology annotation, cellular component: cytoplasmic stress granule; cytosol. Gene Ontology annotation, biological process: positive regulation of translation; mRNA stabilization.
GAGGCUGGCGGCGCGGGGCGCCGGGAGUUCAUCGAGGCCCCGCCGCCCAAGGUGAACCCCUGGACGAAGAACGCGCCGGCCGUGAACGGGCAGUCGCCUCCCGAUAUAUUUCCAACUGACGGCCAGUCUGAACUUACAACUCCAGCAAAAGUGGUGAGGGCUGCCAACCCGAGACAGAGGAAAGGAAGCAAGGUUGGUGACUUUGGUGAUGCCACAAACUGGCCAACACCUGGAGAAAUAGCCCACAAGAGCGUCCAGCAGCCACACAAAGCACCGUCCCUUCGGAAGCUGCCUAUCAAGAAAGACAUGAAAGAGCAGGAAAAGGGGGAUGGGAGUGAUGGCAAAGAGAGCCUGAAAACCAAAUCAGAUGAGUCUGGGGAGGAGAAGAAUGGCGAUGAUGACAACCAGAAGUCAGCUCAGAAGAAGAAAGGCAACAAACACAAGUGGGUCCCUCUGCAGAUAGACAUGAAGUCAGAGGUGCCUAGGGACAAAACAGCCUCUCGGAACAACCGGCAAAACGAGCAGCACAGGCACCCCUCCAACAACCGCAGCGAGCUCAAAGGCUGGCACCCCGACAACAAGCACGAGCGCAGCUGGCAGGACCACGAUGAGACCUCCAGCGUGAAGAGCGAGGGAGGGGCCGUGCGAGGAACCUUCCGGGGCCGGGGCCGCGGCCGGGGCAGGGGCCGGGGCCGUGGCAGAGGAGGGCACUUUGACUACCAGUACGGAUACCGGAAAUUCGAGGGCUCGGACGGCUCCCGCACCCAGAAGUACGCCAGCAACAUCACCUACUACUUCGACAAUAUCAGCAGUGCUGAGCUCUACAGCGUGGACCAGGAGCUGCUCAAGGACUACAUCAAGAGGCAGAUAGAAUAUUACUUCAGUGUGGACAACCUGGAGCGAGACUUCUUCCUGCGCCGCAAGAUGGACUCUGACGGCUUCCUGCCCAUCACACUGAUCGCCAGCUUCCACCGGGUGCAGGCACUGACCACUGACAUCAGCCUCAUCAUCAAGGCUCUGAAAGACAGCAAGGUGGUGGAAAUUGUGGAUGAGAAAAUCAGGAGAAAAGAGCAGCCAGAAAAAUGGGCUCUGCCUGGCCCUCCUAUGGCAGACUACACACAGACAGACUUCUCACAGUUCAUCAAUUGCCCCGAGUUUGUGCCCCGGCAGAGCUUCCAGAAAGAGACUGAGUCCGCUCCAGGCUCCCCACGUGCUGCCAGCCCUGUCCCCACCAAAACAGAGGAGGUCAGUAACCUGAAGACAAUGCCCAAGGGCCUGUCCACAAGUCUGCCAGACCUGGAUUCAGAGACAUGGAUUGAAGUGAAGAAGAGACCCCGACCUUCCCCAGCCAGGCCCAAGAAACCAGAGGAGUCAAAGACACCGCAGCAGCAGAAGCAAAAGGACCAAGAUGAACCUGAGGAGCUCGAUUUCCUGUUUGAUGAGGAGAUGGAGCAGAUGGAUGGCCGCAAGAACACCUUCACUGACUGGUCAGACGAAGACUCUGACUACGAGAUUGAUGACCGCGACGUCAACAAGAUCCUGAUCGUGACUCAGACCCCCCCGUACCUGCGCCGCCAUCCCGGCGGGGACCGGACUGGCAACCACACGUCCAGGGCUAAGAUGAGCUCAGAGCUGGCCAAGGUGAUCAAUGAUGGGCUGUACUACUAUGAGCAGGACCUGUGGACAGAGCAGUUUGAGCCAGAGUAUUCCCAGAUCAAGCAAGAGGUGGAGAACUUCAAGAAGGUGAAUAUGAUCAGCAGGGAGCAGUUUGACACCCUGACCCCAGAGCCCCCCGUGGAUCCAAACCAGGAAGUCCCUCCUGGUCCCCCCAGGUUCCAGCAAGUACCUACAGACGCUUUGGCCAACAAGCUCUUCGGAGUCCCUGAGCCUUCCACCAUCGCCCGCUCUUUGCCCACGACUGUCCCAGAAUCGCCCAACUACCGCAACGCCAGGACCCCCCGCACCCCGCGCACGCCUCAGCUCAAGGACCCGACACAGACGCCCCGCUUCUACCCAGUGGUGAAGGAGGGCAGGACGAUAGAUGCCAAGACUCCACGCAAGAGGAAGACGAGGCACAGUUCGAAUCCUCCAAUGGAGUGCCACGUGGGCUGGGUGAUGGACUCCAGGGAGCACAGACCCCGGACUGCCUCCAUCAGCUCCAGCCCCUCGGAGGGGACCCCGGCUGUUGGGAGCUAUGGCUGCACCCCGCAGUCCCUGCCCAAGUUCCAGCAUCCCUCACACGAGCUGCUCAAGGAGAACGGCUUCACACAACACGUCUACCACAAGUACCGGCGGCGCUGCCUUAACGAGCGAAAACGACUGGGCAUUGGUCAGUCCCAGGAGAUGAACACGCUUUUCCGGUUCUGGUCCUUCUUCCUCCGAGAUCACUUCAACAAGAAAAUGUAUGAGGAAUUCAAGCAACUGGCUGUGGAGGAUGGGAAGGAGGGAUACAGGUACGGUCUGGAGUGCCUUUUCAGAUACUACAGCUACGGGCUGGAGAAGAAAUUCCGGCCAGACAUAUUUAAGGACUUCCAAGAAGAGACCAUCAAGGAUUAUGAAGCUGGGCAGCUCUAUGGGCUGGAAAAGUUCUGGGCCUUCUUAAAAUAUUCCAAAGCCAAAAAUCUGGACAUUAACAGCAAACUGCAAGAAUACCUCAGCAAGUUCAAGCGCCUCGAGGACUUCCGAGUAGAUCCACCCAUGGGGGAGGAAGGUGGACACAAGAGAUACCCUACGACGUCAGGGGGCGAUGGCAGGAAGCGCUACCCAUCCCAGUCUUCCAGCAAAACGGUCAGCCAGUGCCCAUCCAGCCAAGCCCAUGCCUCAGCCAGCCAGCCUGCACAAGAGGAUGCCAAAAACCUGAGCCAGCAAUCCCCUGCCCCAUCAGCUGCAGAGUCGCAGACAGUGGGGAAGUAGAAAGGCUGCAGCGUCCGCUUCCUGCUGGGGGGUGGGGUGGGUUGGUGGGGAAUGGCUCGGAGAAGGGCAGACAUGAGGAGAUGGGACAGGAAGGGAGCUGGAAGGUGGGUUCCCAGGAAUAGGCUGCUUGGGAGAAACUUCAACGCACACGAUUUUCUUCUCUUGUGGCUGGAAAGUAAAGACGAUCUGCAUCCAAAACACCAUUUUGCUAUUACUACCCUGACCAGAGCCAGACCCGCUCCCAGCAGACCUACCCUUUCCCUUCCCUCUCCUCCUGUGCACACACUCAUGUCUUAGUGUCUCUUCAAAAAAAAAAU